AAAAAAAAAACGGUGCAUUUGAGGAAAGAGAACAAAGAAAUCAUUGCAUAUAAAUAAGUGCAGCCUCAGCGGCAGCAGUCGUCCACAGGCAUCGUGCGCGUUUGCACCACAACCUUCUCAGGCACUUCCACUUCCAGCAGCGGAGCUCGAGGAUACAGGAGGAGGAUGCGGGUCUCUGGGCUUCUGUCAGGCGCUUUUGCUCUGCAUGUGCUCCUGACCGUGAGAUGCAUGCCUUUGCAUGGGGGACGAGGACUCACGAAGCACAAACAGCCUCCGGGCUUGCCACAAAUUCCUCAUGCCCUGUCUGAAAAGAGGAGAGACAGGGUCCCCCACCCUCAGGACACUUUCAAACCUCAAGCGUGGCCAAAGGAUGAGCCACAGCUCAACACCCAACUCAGGAACAGCUCCGGGGCUGCAGGUCCACUGCGCUGUGGCGUCCCAGACUAUCCCGGCCAGAGAGAGGUGCAUCUCAGCAGGCACCCCCGACAGAAACGCUUUGUGAUUUUUGGAGGACGCUGGCCAAAAACGGACCUCACUUACAAAAUCCAGAGCUUCCCGUGGCAGAUGAGUAAGGACAAAGUGAGGCAGGUUUUUCAGGAAGCUCUCAAGAUUUGGAGUGAUGUCACUCCCCUCACCUUUACUGAGGUUGUCAACGAAGAGGCCGACAUAAUCAUUGACUUCAAAAGUUCCUGGCACGGUGAUGAUUUGCCCUUUGAUGGCCCUGGUGGGAUCCUGGCUCAUGCUUUUUUCCCAAGGACACAUCGGGAGGGAGAAAUUCAUUUUGACUAUCAGGAGUUCUGGACUUUGGGCAAUGAACUUGGAACUGAUCUUCUUCAGGUGGCAGCACAUGAGUUUGGUCAUGUUCUGGGUCUGCAGCAUUCUUUGGAGCCUGGAGCCAUGAUGUCCCCAUUUUACAGCUUCUCUUAUCCUCUCCAGCUCAGUGAGGAUGACAAGAAAGGGAUUCAAUACCUCUACGGCUCCAGGCCACAAGCCCCGAUCCAAGUCCCUAUAGAAACCAAUGAGAUUAUCACCAGUGCACCUGACGCUUGUCACACAGACUUCGAUGCUGUGUCUGUAAUCCGUGGGGAAUUGUUCUUCUUCAAGGCCAGCUAUGCCUGGCGCAUCAGGGACGGCCGUCUGCAGGCGGGAUACCCUGCCCUGGCCUCUCGACACUGGAGGGGCAUUCCAGAGAAAAUAGGCGCCGCCUAUGAAGACAAAAAGGGCAAUAUCUGGUUCUUUGAAGGUUCCAACUACUGGGUGUUUGAUGCAGAGCACAAGAUAAAAGGACCGGACCAUCUGCAGAAUAUAGGCCUUCCUGUCACGCACAUUCAGGCUGCACUGCGCUUAAAGGGGCACCACAGCCACCAUACAUACUUCUUCAAGUCAGGAAACUACUGGCGUUCGGAUUCCCAUGAGAACAGAGUGGACACAGCCCACUACCCACGCAGAAUCCAGCAGGAAUGGUGGGGCAUCCCUAAUGAGAUUGAUGCCGCCUUCCAGGAUGCACACGGCUUCGCCGUCUUCAUCAGCCGUCAACAGUACUGGAAGUUUGACCCAGUUCAGCGUAAGGUUUUGGAAGGUUACCCUCGCUACGUCGGUCCAGACUUCUUUGGAUGUAGCAUGCCAUAAACCCUCAGGAAACUUUUCUGUCUCUUACAACAAGUUUUCACACUCUGGUCUAAAGCAUAUAGUGUAAAUUUCCUUACAUUUUCAUGAUGAGGAACUGUAUUAUGCAAUCUAAUUUCUUGUUUCCCAGGCAUUUCUCUUAUCUUCACCUCAAAAAUGUCUGAUUGAUCUAACUUCUUCUCAGGAAAUCUUGCACAUCUGAGCUUUAUGAACCACGAGCAGCUAUGUCUGUAUUUGUUGUAUUAUCAAGCAACCACUGUGUAAAGAGACAUAAAUACCCUGUUGUUAUGGUGCUAAACAAGGUGCUUAAACAUUUGUCAGGGAUCUUUGCAACAGUUGCAAUGUCCAUAACUCUCGAAGUUUUUAUGAUUUUCUGCAAGUUUUAUUGUAACUUAAACUGUGCAGUUUGUAUUGAUUAACAAGAAAAGUUUGUAUAGACAUUAGGUCUCUCAUUCAAAAUGUUUUUUUUCUUUUGCAUAGGGGAAGGAUGUUUUUUAAACUCUUGACACAUAAUCAUUUGUUUAUGAUAUUGAGACUGUAUUAACAGACAAACUAGCACUCUUCAGUGCAGGACACUGACAAUGUUUAAAAUCUUUUUUUUAUAUAUAUAAUAAUAAUAAUAAUAAUAAUAAUAUACUACAAUAGAUCAGCUUGGCAUAUUUCUUCACAUCCUCAGUGUACAUUUUUUUUUAUAUAUAUAUUCUCUAGUUUUUAUAGUUCUUACACUAUUUUCUUUGGCUUUUCAUAUUUACUAUGUAAAUACUUUUAUAAAA
This is a messenger RNA of Labeo rohita (rohu), 2399 nucleotides long. It is a transcript of the gene mmp11a, whose product is annotated as matrix metallopeptidase 11a. Gene Ontology annotation, cellular component: extracellular matrix. Gene Ontology annotation, molecular function: zinc ion binding; metalloendopeptidase activity. Gene Ontology annotation, biological process: extracellular matrix organization; collagen catabolic process; proteolysis. Lineage: Eukaryota; Metazoa; Chordata; Actinopteri; Cypriniformes; Cyprinidae. The coding region runs from base 166 to 1629 and encodes 487 amino acids. The transcript is spliced from 8 exons. The record is from RefSeq and is a predicted model, not a curated record.